Messenger RNA from Klebsormidium nitens, 2897 nucleotides. Lineage: Eukaryota; Viridiplantae; Streptophyta; Klebsormidiophyceae; Klebsormidiales; Klebsormidiaceae. The record is from the annotation of a GenBank genome assembly.
UGAAAAGAGCCCACAGAAGCGUAGAGCCUCGAACCGCUUUCUUGGCAGCAACAACUUGAAGUGCAGGGCUUUCGAGUAAUUUCCUUGUCUUUUGGGAAGCCCCACCACGCGGGGUGCUUACUGUUUGAGGGCGCUUAUCAGAAAACUGAGCGGCAUACUCCCGUUUUAAGAAGAAACGCAGGGAACGCAUGAUGGCGGCUGGUGCAGCUAUCAGCGUUGUCAGCAGCAGGCUCGCUGUGCCUGCGUCUCAUUGCCAGCUGCGGAGAGUGGACAAUGCUCCUUCAUGCUUAGGGAAUGAUGCUGCUAGCUUUGUGUUACCGGUUCUGACUUCAAGCAGAAGGACCAAGCAGAGCGGGAUUCAGAUGGCACAGGCAGGAGCGGUGCAGGCGCCUGACUCGACCACUAUGUAUGCUCCUCGCCAACCGUACUGCGAGUCGAUCUAUAAAACAAUCCGCCGGCCAACCCGGACGAUCAUGAUCGGCAACAUCGCAGUCGGCAGCGAACAUCCAAUCCGCACGCAGACCAUGACCACCACAGAUACCAAGGACGUGAAAGGUACUGUUGAUCAGGUCAUGAGGAUCGCAGACAACGGCGCCGACAUCUGCCGUAUCACUGUCCAGGGGAAGCGGGAAGCGGACGCAUGCUUGCAAAUCAAAGAAACUUUGUUGAAGCACAACUACGAGAUCCCUCUCGUGGCCGACAUCCACUUUGCCCCCACUAUCGCCAACCAGGUUGCAGAGUGCUUUGACAAGAUCCGGAUCAAUCCCGGCAACUAUGUCGAUGCGAGAGCACAAUUUAAGGUGCAGGAGUGGACUGACGCAGAGUACCAAGCAGAGCUGGAGCACAUUGAGAAGGUAUUCUCAAAGCUCGUCGAGAAGUGCAAGCGCUUGAACCGUGCGAUGCGGAUUGGCACCAACCACGGGUCUCUCUCCGACCGCAUUCUCAACUACUACGGUGACACGCCCCGGGGCAUGGUGGAGUCGGCGUUCGAGUAUGCGCGCAUCGCUCGCAAGAUGGACUACCACAACUUCCUCUUCUCGAUGAAGGCCAGCAACCCAGUCGUUAUGGUCGAGGCAUACCGGCUAUUGGCGUCUGAGAUGUACCUCAACAAGUGGGACUACCCUCUGCAUCUAGGCGUGACGGAGGCUGGAGACGGUGAGGACGGGCGCAUGAAGUCGGCGAUCGGGAUUGGGGCGCUUCUGCAGGACGGGCUGGGGGACACCAUCCGGGUGUCGCUCACGGAAGAUCCCGAGCUCGAGAUCGAGCCGUGCACGAAGCUGGCCAACUUCGGGAUGCGCAACGCAAAGCUGCAGAAGGGCGUGGAGCCCUUCGAGGAGAAGCACCGGCACUACUACGAGUUCCAGCGAAGGUCGGGCGAUCUUCCCGUACAAAAGGAGGGUGACAAGCUGGACUUCCGGCAUGUCCUGCACAGGGACGGCUCCGUCAUUGCCGCCAUCACCUUGGACCAGAUAAAGGACUCGAAGAAGCUGUAUAAGUCGCUGCAGUGCAAGGACGCGUUGGGGAUGCCGUUCAAGGGCAUUGACACCGUUGACACCCUGUUCCUGCGAAAAGUGCCUCCGCAAGAAGACAAGACCGCUCGGCAAACCCUGCGGCGACUGCAAACGGCGGCCCCUGCGGACGGUCUGGGCCAGGCAGGCCUGGGCAUUCUGGUGCCCAUCGCAGAGCUGCUGAGCAACCCGCUACCCGACGCGCUCGCUCUCCUCAGCCUGCGAGAGGUCGAGCAAGGCUUGCUGGCUAAGAUCCCCGAAGGCUCUCGGCCGGCCAUCACGCUGGAUGGCUCCGAGACCACGGCCCAGCUGGAGGCGCUCAAAAACAUCGACGCCAUGUUUCUCCUCAUUGACGUGCCCGAGACCGACUCCGCCAGCAGGGUCCAUGCCUCAAGAAGGAUCUUCGAGUUCCUGCAGUCCAAUGAUCUCAAGUUCCCGGUCAUCCACCAUCUGCAGUUCCCUGAAGGCACAGACACGGACGACCUUGUUCUGACCUCCGGCAGCGAGGCAGGCGCCUUGUUGGUCGAUGGUCUCGGUGACGGUGUGAUGAUCGAAGGCCCCCAGGACCUCGAUUUCCUGGUGCGGACGUCGUUCGGCAUGCUGCAGGGCUGCCGCAUGCGCAACACCAAGACGGACUACGUCUCGUGCCCCUCGUGUGGCCGCACGCUCUUCGACUUGCAAGAUGUGACCGCCGCCAUCCGCGCAAAGACGAGCCACCUGCCCGGUGUUGCGAUUGCAAUUAUGGGUUGCAUCGUGAACGGUCCUGGAGAGAUGGCCGACGCCGAUUUCGGCUACGUCGGCGGAGCUCCCGGAAAGAUCGACCUGUACGUCGGAAAGGAGGUUGUCAAAAGGGCGAUCCCCAUGGAGGGAGCCACGGAUGCCCUCGUUCAGCUCAUCAAGGACCACGGGCGAUGGAUAGACCCUCCCAAGGAGGAGGAGUAGGUGAAAGAGAAAAAGGAAGUAGAGUCGCUGAAACGUCUGUGUUUGUGUUGACGUGCGCGCUUGAGAAGCGCAUGUCAUCUUUUGAUCAUUUGACCGAGUUGCACCUAGCAUAGGCUCCGACUUACAUGAGAGAAGGAGCCUGCCGGGAGUGAACAUAUUGGUGGCCCCGUUUGGAAAAUCGGAUCCUGCCAGAGGGUAUAGCUCUCGGAACCGUCCAGACCCAACCGCAGUUCGAAAGUCGUCAGAGUAUACCAUAGCCCUGUCGACGUGCAACUUAAGCUGCUUUAAGCAUCAAGCCCGUUGCGAUCCAGUGCGAAUGUUAAAGUGCGGCAUAAUAAUCUGGUUCUCUGAAGUCGGAACGCUGGUUCAAGUCUAAGUUGUGGGUUUAGGAAGUUGACGACUGUAGAGUUCGACAUCUUUGUGGGCUUUGCAUGUUUUUACAUCCCC